Molecule: messenger RNA, 1791 nt
Organism: Vavraia culicis subsp. floridensis
Lineage: Eukaryota; Fungi; Microsporidia; Pleistophoridae
Exons: 1
Coding region: 1-1791 (596 amino acids)
Source: RefSeq, a predicted model, not a curated record
AUGAAAAACAAAGACAAUCCCAGUAAAGAUGCAAAGCCAAACAGUGACCAAAAUCCUGAUGGCGAUACGGAUACACCAGAUGACCCCACAAAGGCAGAUGGUGAUUUACAAAAUCCUGACGGCGACACGGAUGCACCAGAUGACCCCACAAAGGCAGAUGGUGAUUUACAAAAUCCUGACGGCGACACGGAUGCACCAGAUGACCCUGCUAAAAAAGAAGGAAACAAUCGACCUACUGAAAAUAAUUCGGAUGCACCAAAUUAUCCCUCCAAGAGAGAUGAAAACGGUCAAACUGACGAGAAUAAUUCUGAUAAAAGUGUCGAUGAAAAUUCACAUCCAAACGCUAAACCAGACGAAAAACAUAAUCUGGAAAAACAAACAGCAAUGGAUGAACUAAAGCAAUCUGAUCCGUCGUCAAGACGUCCAAGCUCACAGAAGAACAAAAAUAAUGCAAAACAACCAAAAAACCGGCAACAACAGCCAAACCCACAACAACCUGGUUCUACUCCGAAAAACCAGCAACAACAGCCAGGCCCAGGACAAAAGCCAAACCCUUCUAGUCCACAAAAACAGCCAGGCCCAGGACAAAAGCCUAGUCCUUCAAGUCCACAACAACCUGGUUCUACUCCGAAAAACCCGCAACAACAGCCAGGCCCAGGACAAAAGCCAAAUCCUUCAAGUCCACAAAAACAGCCAGGCCCAGGACAAAAGCCUAGUCCUUCAAGUCCACAAAAACAGCCAGGCCCAGGACAAAAGCCAAAUCCUUCAAGUCCACAACGACCUGAUUCUACUCCGAAAAACCCGCAACAACAACCAGGCCCAGGACAAAAGCCAAAUCCUUCAAGUCCACAACGACCUGAUUCUACUCCGAAAAACCCGCAACACUCGACUUCACAAAAAAACGAUACUGAUAAAAACCAAUCAACAAAUUUGCGGAAUAAAUCGCCAAAGUCACCAAAUCAAACACCAUCUAACACACAAAAGAAUCCUCGACAGAAGGAUUUACCAAGUCACAAUCGAAACAAUGAGAGCGUAAAACCUCUUAAUAGAACCCCAGAAUUGGGUGAAAAAUCACCGGAUGGUUCUCUAAAGCCUGGCAAGAAGCAAACACCUGAUGAUUCCAAAAACUCGCCAGAUAGUAGCAAUCAACAACAAAAUACUAACAAAGCACAAUCAAAAAAACAAACUGACAAAGAUAACAACCAGAAAAGAAAUCUUAACAAACCGGAAAAGCAUCCAGAGCCUGGAGAGAGUGAUAUUAACGGUAAAGAUAAGAACAGCGAAGGAGAUAAAAUGAAGGGAGAUGUGCCAGCAAAAGAGAAAGAUAAGAACAGUGAAGCAGAUAAAAUGAAGGGAGAUGUGCCAGCAAAAGAGAAAGAUAAGAACAGUGAAGCAGAUAAAAUGAAGGGAGACGUGCCAGCAAAAGAGAAAGAUAAGAACAACCGCAAUGCAAACAAAAACGGUAAAAAAGACGAAUCUCCCAAUAAAAAUGAAGGUGAAGGUAAGCAACCACUAGAUGAGAAUAAACAGAAAAAGAAAAACAAAGGGAAAGAAAAUGGAAAUGAAAACGACGGUGAGAAUAAAGACAAUGUAAAAGAAGAAGAUGACGGCAACAGUCAAAAUAAGGAACAACCAGAUGAUGGUAAAAUUAAACUAAAAGAUGCGGAUGAAAAGGACCCUUCAAAAUCUGUCGAAAAUAGCAACAAGAAAGCAGAAAAGGAAAAACCUCGUAAAUUGAACAAGUCACCAUCACCUUGUGAAUGUAUUUGCUGUCCUCAUGGUCGCUCGUAA